AAGAAACGGGUGUUCGUUAACGACGCGCAGAGAACUGGAUCGCCCCGGCUCGCCUCCUUGCCGUCGUUCCAUUUUUCACGGCCGACAAUGCGCGCCGGAUAAGGUGUCCGUGUCCGCGCGUGUACGCGCGUGUACGCGCGUGUAUUCUUUUUUCUUUCUUUCUUCACGCCCGAAAACCGGGCGGGGCAGAGGGAGAUAUGCCCGUGUAAAUUAAGUUAUUUCAUCGACACGAUCACCGGCCACACGAGGAAGCACAUCGCGUUGGCAGAGCGCGAUCGCGGUGCGCCGCGCCGCGGCUCUCUUUAAUCAGCUCUGUUAAUCAGUGUGUGUCAAGAUUACCCUACAUAUCGACCCACCGGCGGAUUCGUCCGCCAAGUAUUGCGGCUGAAUUAAAGGUUCUCGUUACGGCAACUCAAAUAGCGCAGAAUGUCUCAAAGAGGAUGUCUUCUACUGCUGCUGCUCGGUUUGGCCGUGCUGAGAGAGUCAUCAUCUACAUUUAGCGAUACCGCUCACGAGAGCGAAUCUUCUCGCCAGGCACCGCAUCACAGACAGAAGAGGGUCUUAUGGUUCACGAACGAUGGACGGAUCGCAUUGCCACCCGGCACCGUCAUGACGAUCACGCCAACAUUGGCGUUGCCCUUUGUUCGACAUCCUCCUUACGGCUUCCUCAGCAAUAUGACCAUCAGCCUGCCAUUCACGAUCGAUUUUGACAAGCUGGGCCUGACGGAUAACGAAAACCCAUACGGCGCUCUGCCGCCGAGUUUCGACAGAAAGCUGAAAAGCCGGCAGGCCGGCAUGAUGAUGGCUGAUUUCAUCGCAGCAUUUAUCAAGCGUAGAUUACACAAGCGAGACAUAACAGAUGUGCCAAAAAAUGCAUUCCACGGUGGCGAGCGAGCCCUACUCUAUGUCACUGCCGAGGAUAUGCUGUCCACGUUGGGAAUGAACGGGAAGGCAUGCCUAUUGAGAGCAAUUUGCGAAGUCCAGGGACAUCAUCUGAAUAACUUCGGGCUUAUCGGCGAGAUGUUGAAGCUGUUCUUUACCGCUAGCCGAUCGCCAUUUGCAAAUCUCCUCAAGGAAUACGUCGAAGCAGAAAACCGUGGGAAAUUUCACGGCGAGUGCUGGCCCUACUUCAAGGACUGUCCAAAAUCCUUAUUUCUGCCAUCCAACAACAAAUAUCAGAAAGAUUCGUUGCACGACGAGGAGAAUGAGGAAGACGAACAUUGGAAUCAAAUCUCCAAUGAUCUUGAUGAAGAGCCCCUUACGAGGAUAUCAGGGCAGAACACGAAGGAUACCAUACAUCCCAUGUAGUUUUGUAAUCACUGUAUGUAGUUGUACAAUAAUUGUUCUCAAUGGUCCGCACACGGCCUUUUUUCCCCAGAUUUUCUACAAAUUAAAUUGAAGUAAAAUUA
Molecule: messenger RNA, 1409 nt
Organism: Atta colombica
Lineage: Eukaryota; Metazoa; Arthropoda; Insecta; Hymenoptera; Formicidae
Exons: 5
Coding region: 427-1308 (293 amino acids)
Source: RefSeq, a predicted model, not a curated record